Aspergillus puulaauensis is the source of this 285-nucleotide messenger RNA. It is a transcript of the gene RSM19, whose product is annotated as mitochondrial 37S ribosomal protein uS19m. The transcript is spliced from 4 exons. The record is from RefSeq and is a predicted model, not a curated record. The coding region runs from base 1 to 285 and encodes 94 amino acids. Gene Ontology annotation, molecular function: RNA binding; structural constituent of ribosome. Gene Ontology annotation, cellular component: cytosolic small ribosomal subunit; ribosome. Gene Ontology annotation, biological process: ribosomal small subunit assembly; translation. Lineage: Eukaryota; Fungi; Ascomycota; Eurotiomycetes; Eurotiales; Aspergillaceae.
AUGUACGCCACUCGAGCCCUGUUCGGGCGGUCCGUGUGGAAGGGCCCGAAUAUCGUCCCUCUCGCUCUUCCCCGCCAACUCCCACCUCCGCCGGGAACACCCCCGAUCAAAACGCAGAAACGCGCUGCAACGAUCCUGCCGAAUUUCGUGGGGUUGAGGUUCUCUGUACACAACGGAAAAUCGUAUCAGGAUGUGUUCAUAACAGACGAGAUGGUCGGCCGGAAGUUAGGGGAGUUUGCGCCGACGCGGAAGAGAUUCACGUAUAGGCUUUCGAAGAACAAAUGA